Molecule: messenger RNA, 941 nt
Organism: Populus trichocarpa (black cottonwood)
Lineage: Eukaryota; Viridiplantae; Streptophyta; Magnoliopsida; Malpighiales; Salicaceae
Product: sm-like protein LSM5
Exons: 4
Coding region: 127-372 (81 amino acids)
Biological process (GO): mRNA splicing, via spliceosome
Cellular component (GO): U4/U6 x U5 tri-snRNP complex; U6 snRNP; Lsm1-7-Pat1 complex
Molecular function (GO): RNA binding
Source: RefSeq, a predicted model, not a curated record
CGUUUUUUCGUAACACAAACGACGUGUCGUCUUUCUUUAGCGAAAAAUAAAAAGUAAAUACUGCUUUCAAAAGAUGAUGUGCCCUCCCUUUUAAUCGCGCUCGCUGUUAAUGCUGAAGCUGAAAUAAUGGCCAACACCAAUCCCUCACAGCUCCUUCCGUCAGAGCUCAUAGACAGGUGCAUAGGGUCGAAAAUAUGGGUCAUAAUGAAAGGAGACAAGGAGCUUGUUGGUACUCUCAGGGGUUUUGACGUCUAUGUCAACAUGGUCCUUGAAGACGUUACUGAAUAUGAAAUUACAGCUGAAGGGCGACGCAUAACCAAGCUUGAUCAGAUAUUGCUGAAUGGAAAUAACAUUGCCAUUAUAUACUACUAGGACCUAGAAUGGUUCAGAUAUGGCAUGAGAUACGGUGAGCCAAGGGAAAUGAGAAAUAGGUUGAAUACUUGAGGCUGAACUCUGCAGCCCCUACUCUGGUGGAUAUAUAGAGAACAUGGUUAUUUAAAUCCAUUGAUUGCGAUGCCAUGAUUUUAAGCUAUCAGCUUGUUAAUGUCAGUGACAUUAUUACGAGUAAGCUACCAUGUAAGCAUCCAUGAUGUGGAAUGAUAAUUGCUAAUAUUUCCUUUCAUUUGUGAUGAUAUAUUCGUAUAUUCCUCUGUUUUUCUUUGGAGUUAUUAAAUGAAUGGUUAUCUUGUUUUCAUACAUUGUGAGGCCAAGAUGACCUGAUAGCAGCACGCCCAGCUAAUCGGGUGAAAGGAAACCAACUAGAGAGUCCUGAAUAGUGAGAUUUGGCUAACAUCCUCAUCCCAUUCUGUAAGCCGCCCCCAGCCUUUUCGUUUGGAAAUCGGAAUGGGCCAGAAUCCCUUGUCAUUUAUUGUACAGUAAAUGGUAUUAUUUGGUUCAAGGAUGAUAAUAAGCGUUGGAAUUUCAGAAUACAAUUUACUUUA